AUGCCGGAGUCGCCCCUCAGCCCCUCCACCGCUCGUCAAAGCUCCGUCAGCUCGCUCCUCUCUCACUCAGACACCAGGGCCAACGAGAGCUCGCCUAAUGGGGCGUCCUGCCGAGAAACCAGCGCUCACCACUGGCACAGCCUCCAGCACAGACAGCUGGUGAUGGCCAUGAUGGCUCCACAGCAGCAGCUCCUCACUCCAAACCAACUCCAGGCUCUGCUCCAGCACAAACAACAGGCUCUGCUCUUACAACAGCAACAUCUGAAAGACUUUUACAAAAAGCAACAACAACAGAUUCACCUGCAGCUCCUCAAACAGCACAGUGGAAAAAAACUCAAAGAUGCUCCCAGUUGUCAGCAGUGGGUUUUCCAGCAGCUCCUUCAGCUCCAGCAGCAGCAACUCCUCCAGAGGCCAGUGCCCUCCUCCUCUUCCUCCUGCCUCCCUCCAGAAUUUCAGCUGAUUUGGAAAGAGCUCCUGAGCGGAAUAACAGAAGUUAAAGACAUCGAUAACGUCCCAGCAGAGAAACAGGGCAGUGAGCACAAGUCUCUACCUCCUGAUCCAAAAAGACACAUGGACAGUGAGCACAGUCUGGACGACAAAACCACAGCUCAGUGCAGAGUCCAGAGGCAGGUGGUGCAGCAGCUCCAAGUCCAGCUCUGUAAGGAGAAGAAGCGUCUCCAGGCCAUGAUGUCUCACCUGCGUUUACCUUCUCUAGAGGCUUCUCCUGCUCCACUGGACAGACCCACUGACCCUCUGACUGCACAGGUUGGAUCUGUGCUUCUCACUCAGAAGUUCACCUCAGUCAGUCUGGACUCUGCACACACUCUGGACCCUGAGAGAGUCCAGUCUGAGAGGAUUCAGUCUGAAAGGCUCCAAUCUGAAAGAGUCCAGUCUGAGAGCAGUGAGGAGGAGGCCCCUGACCCCCCCUCCACUGGAGCAGUACGACAACACCCCCUGGUCUACUCUCUGUCAUCAGAGCUGGGUCAUAACAGUUGGCACUCUGCAUCUUUGUCUUCCUCAGAGAAAGAAUAUGAACUUUACAAGAACACAGACAUAAGACCUCCUUUCACCUACGCCACACUCAUCCGACAGGUUGGAUCUGUGCUUCUCACUCAGAAGUUCACCUCAGUCAGUCUGGACUCUGCACACACUCUGGACCCUGAGAGAGUCCAGUCUGAGAGGAUUCAGUCUGAAAGGCUCCAAUCUGAAAGAGUCCAGUCUGAGAGCAGUGAGGAGGAGGCCCCUGACCCCCCCUCCACUGGAGCAGUACGACAACACCCCCUGGUCUACUCUCUGUCAUCAGAGAAAGAAUAUGAACUUUACAAGAACACAGACAUAAGACCUCCUUUCACCUACGCCACACUCAUCCGACAGGCCAUCAUGGAGGCAGCAGACAUGCAGCUCACCCUCAAUGAGAUUUACAACUGGUUCACUCGAACGUUUGCUUAUUUCAGACGCAACGCUGCCACUUGGAAGAACGCCGUGCGACACAACCUGAGCCUGCACAAGUGUUUUGUUCGUGUGGAGAAUGUGAAAGGAGCCGUGUGGACUGUGGAUGAGGUGGAGUACCAGAGGAGGAGGUCCCAGAAGAUCACUGGGAGUGGAUCAGUGACUAAAAGUGGAUUUGGUGCUCCACUGACCAGCAGCUUACAAACUGCGCUGGCUGAAGUUGCAAGACUGAAAAAUGGAUUCCUCGACAGAAAAAUAGGAAACACACUGGAGAAAACAAACACCACUGCACAAGUUCAAGAGUGA
Molecule: messenger RNA, 1755 nt
Organism: Boleophthalmus pectinirostris (great blue-spotted mudskipper)
Lineage: Eukaryota; Metazoa; Chordata; Actinopteri; Gobiiformes; Gobiidae
Product: forkhead box protein P4-like
Exons: 15
Coding region: 1-1755 (584 amino acids)
Biological process (GO): regulation of transcription by RNA polymerase II
Cellular component (GO): nucleus
Molecular function (GO): RNA polymerase II cis-regulatory region sequence-specific DNA binding; DNA-binding transcription repressor activity, RNA polymerase II-specific
Source: RefSeq, a predicted model, not a curated record